UUCUUGCAGGUUUUCGAAAGUGGAAGGUGUGACAUGCCCCUCAUGUCCUCGGGAUGGCAAUUGCGAGUCGGUAAAUUUGAAAGGAAGCCGAACGUCCGUCCGUAAUCUGGUAAUCAUGGUGAUGACGCCAACACGACCACAUUCUUGCACAGAGAUGUUUGAGCUAUUUGAAGAAAAGGCCAAGCUGGAGACGCAAAUCCAGGCACUGCGCCGUGAGAUGGUAAGCCUUCAAAAGCAGAUCAAAACUGGUGACUACAAGACGAAGAAGACGACAGACUCGGAGUCCUGCUCUAAGAAAUGCCCGACGGUCAAGGAAGCACCACCGGCGGAAGAAGAUAGCGGGGGAGUGCUCUUCUCCACUUUGUCAGACAAGCGGAAACGACCAGCAAGUUCAGCGAGAUUCAAGGGCAAGUAUCCAUUCAAGACGACCACACUGGCUUCUAUCGACGCCAAUGAUCCCAAACUGGAAAAAAUGCUGAAUCAAGGGAGACCUGUUCUAAUCAAGAACUCCAACCUGAUGAAACCUGCAGUGGAUAGAUGGGAUCAACUGUUCUAUGCACAGAACAUCGGUGGUCCUAAACUCGCUGUGCAACUUUCCCACACACGCCAGUUUCUCUACUACGGUGAUAUGGAUGGCAAGGAGUUUGUUUGGAAGCCACCGUUUGAGCGUAACAUUGGUGUUUUCCCUGACUUCAUUGACUUGGUGGAGAAGCUGGAGAAGAACAAGAAUGGAUCCCAUAGCUAUUUUCAUUCUGCACUGGAAGAAAUAGCACAAGGCCCGCAGAUGAGACUGGACUACGAAAACUUCAACUGGAAGUGGAUCGACAGACUCAAACCAGAUCACUGGGGAAAGCUGAGCACGAAUCUGUUCAUCCUGGGAAUGCCCAAUGUUGUCACACCGGCACAUUACGACGGCUUACAGAACCUCUUUGCUCAGAUUCAUGGUUUCAAGCGCUGUAUCCUGUUUUCACCGGGUCACUUCAAGACAAUGUACCCAUAUCCACAUGGACAUCCAAAUGAACGCCAGACCCAGAUUGAUUUUGACCAUCCGAAUUUAUCCGUAUUCCCGCGGUUCGUGGAGAGCGAGGGCAUAGAGGUGAUCAUUGGACCUGGUGAUGUUCUAUUCAUCCCUACAUUCUGGUAUCAUCACUUUGAAAGUGAGAUGGACAGUAUGACGGUCUCGAUGAACUUCUGGUUUGGAGACAACGAUACUGCCCUUACCAAGCCAGCUGUUCCCCCAAAACCUCAAGACAAAGACCAGAAAACAAAGAGGGAAGAAGAGGAAGCAGCUGCUAAGGCUGAUGAUGAUUUGCCCGAGGACAUGUUUCGUCUCAGCACACUCAAGCUUCCCCCAGACACGUAUAAGUUAGAUGAGAUAUGGGACCUACUGUUGGUCAAUGAUGUAGAGUCGCUGAUUGUACAAAGCGCUGGUCACUCUCGGGUUCGCCAGUUUCUCCAGGAUGGUUUCAACCACCGCUAUGACCUAAUCAAGUAUACCGGAAUUGAGACGACGCGCAAAGACAAAGAGAAUGAAAAGAUGUACGAAGAGAAACAGAACCAGGAGCCCGAUGAUGACAACAAAGAUGAUACAAAAACAGGAGGCAAAUCAACUCGAGCAGGUCAAAAACAUAAAAAGAAGGUGGCAAAAGAGCUGGAGUCCGACGACAACUUGGGCGACGAUGAAGAGUUCGGUGAGGAAGACGGUGAAGAUGAGUAGCUGUGAAAAGACCUGGACAGGAGGGACACUGGGUGCCUUGCAGCCGCAACACACCCUAAUGUACACCGUGUGCUGCGUUUGAAUCAGCAAUUGUGUUGAGUACAAGCCGAAAUAAGGUACACAAUGUGGACAGAAUGUACGCGAUAGUGGUAGCCAAUCGCCGCAAUGAUUUCAUAGGAACACGCAACACCGGGGCCACGCUUUUCCGCCGGCCGAAUGUAACCAAGCUAUUUCAAAGCUUGGCUAAGUUCGGCCGACGGAAGAGUGCAAUCUUGUUUGUCAUGUAUUUGUUAGACCUCUCAGUGUCUUGAGUCAAUCAGGAUGCUUACAUAGACCUUGCUGCUAAUGCAGAUCUUGCAUUGCAAGAAUUCAGCAUUACGAAAUAAUUACAACUGACUUUCUCUACCAAAAUUCUCACCGCCGAUUGGACAAAUGCUUAUCGUCCACUUGAUCAUUCAUUCCAUGAUGCACACACACACACACACACACACACACACACACACACACACACACACACACACACACACACACACACACACACACACACACACACACACACACAACACACACACACACACACACACAUUCUCUCUCUCUCUCCUUCUGCCGUUUCAGACUAAAACUGUUAUCAUGCUUUUUUGUAUAACAAAAAUGACGAUGGGCUUGCUACCAUGCCUGUUCUUUUGCUGAUCAUUCUACUUUGAGAAUGUAGAUGUAGCAUAUUGCACAUCAGCGACCUAGACAUAUUUUUUAUAGAUUCUCUCUUCUUUUUUUUCUUGGAUUUUGAGUACAUGGGUCCUGCCAUCUAGAACGGUCAAUACCCACUGAAUACUCACUAAUAUCUUGUACUACAGCACAGCACACAAAGAAAAAUCUAAUGAUUGUGAAGUGAA
Molecule: messenger RNA, 2610 nt
Organism: Sycon ciliatum
Lineage: Eukaryota; Metazoa; Porifera; Calcarea; Leucosolenida; Sycettidae
Product: hypoxia-inducible factor 1-alpha inhibitor-like
Exons: 9
Coding region: 116-1717 (533 amino acids)
Biological process (GO): negative regulation of Notch signaling pathway
Cellular component (GO): cytoplasm; nucleus
Molecular function (GO): [protein]-asparagine 3-dioxygenase activity; ankyrin repeat binding; peptidyl-histidine dioxygenase activity
Source: RefSeq, a predicted model, not a curated record